Strongylocentrotus purpuratus (purple sea urchin) is the source of this 5078-nucleotide messenger RNA. RefSeq lists its product as uncharacterized. Bases 291 to 4016 code for a protein of 1241 amino acids. The record is from RefSeq and is a predicted model, not a curated record. Gene Ontology annotation, molecular function: 3'-5'-RNA exonuclease activity. Lineage: Eukaryota; Metazoa; Echinodermata; Echinoidea; Camarodonta; Strongylocentrotidae. The transcript has 5 exons.
CUCCGUAGCCACACACAACUUCGCUCUAAAAAUCACGGAGCGUUGCGAAGGCACCGCAAUAUCGUACUUUUCGGAAAACAUCGUUAAGACUUCGCCUCCUUUCGUCUCUCCCCCGCUCUUAGUAUUUGUUGACAAAUAAAAUCCGAACAUACCCGAUUGAAGCCGAGAAAGUGCCCUCCGUGCUGAUAUAACCUAAGUGUUUGUAGUGCAAGGAGAACUGACGAAACAAUGCCAUGAAGUUUUAAAAGCUACGAUUUCAUCAUUUUCCCGUAAUCUGCAUCCAACUUAGGAUGAUGGCAAACACAGAGUCAGAGGAGCCAGCAAGUGCAAUGGAUGAGGCUAAAGACAAGGGGAUUUUGUCAGGGACUAAUCUUGAACAUGAUGAAGCUGAAGUAACAGCUCCUGUAUCAUCAGCAGCGGGAUCAUCAGCUCCAGGAUCGUUAGCUCCUCAAGCGACUUCAAUCCCAGGAGGAAGCAAUGUAACAGCUCCUGUAGCACUAGCAGCGGGGUCAUCAGCUCCUGGAGUAGCGGCCGGAUCAUCAGCUUCUCAAGCGACGGCAAUCCCCGGAGGAAGCAACGAUAUUGGGCCAUACUGUACAGCCAUGGAUCUUCACCGGGACCUCUUCACGGGACAGGAGGAUUUGCCCACUGUGGAGAAAUUGCAAAAUGGUCUUGUAGUAGAACUGUACGACUUCUUGAAAGAGAAUAGAAUGUCAAAUAUGGGAAUUGCUAGAAUAUUGAUCAAGUUAGGUGGUGUUUCUGCUAACGACCAUAAAGUUUGUAAUUAUGUUAAAGAGGUUGUAACAAAGUACAAACAUAUUAAAAAAAAUGCUAAAGGUAUUGUACAGGUACAGAAAUUGUCAAGUCUUCUAGAUAAGGAAUUCUUAGUCUUGAGAAGCAAGCAAUUGAAGGAGCCAGACACACCUAGGAAGAAGAAAAUGAGAGCGCAAAUCGCUGAAAUCAAGACAGACAACAAAGGAGUGAAACGGAAAUUGGCAGGAAUGGAAGGAACAAUAGAAGACCAAAGGCAUCGUCUGGAGUUUUUAGAGGAGGAGCUCGACAUGCGCAAAGCAAGACAGAAAGAAAUUGCUGAUUUCAGCACGCUACAGGAUAGUUUUGUAUUCCUGUGCAAGAAGAUGAAGCAAAUCACUGCAGAGUUCGAUCCAACUUGUCAGGAACUGAACGCAUACAAGAAAAAGUAUGAAGAAAAAGAAAAAGAACUGCUCGAAUUGGAGAAAAAACUUGUAGCAUGUCAAGGAAAACUUCAGAAAGUAAAUGCCAGGAAUGUUAACAAGAGGAUCAAAAGGAGAGAUGAAAGCAUAACAAAGCUGAAGGAUGAUAAUUCAGAAUUAUCUACUCUCGUCAAAGAGUUAAAAGAAGAUCUCGAACAAAACAGAAACCAACUCAGCUCAUCAAAAGAUAGAGUGCAAUCCAUGGAAGCGCAUUCCAAACAUAUCAACCAGUCUCGGAGAAAGGUCUAUGACCAAGCCAGGUAUCUCCGGCGACGACAUACAUCUGGUGCAGACGUGCAGGAUCUGAUGGACCUGAAGGAGAGAGUGUCGUUCCUAGAGAAGAGGGAAAAGGAAUUGGAGGAAGUGAUAGGUUUAAUGGAGGACAAUACCAUCAUGACAUUCGAAAAUGGUAGAUAUAACGACUGCAUCCGCAAAACUAUCAUGGAGUUGCUUGCGCAGAAUGUGUCCUUACGGAAGGUUACUUCCGUCAUUAGAACUGUCAUCAAAAACUUGACUGGAAAAAACAUCGGGCGUCUCCCUUCGGCAGGGACAGUAUCGAGAUUGGCCGUGGAAGCAAACCAUCUAGCAACGAUUGAAGUUGCCCUGGCAAUGAAGUCAGCAACACCAGAAAAAGCACUUGGAAACUGCAUUCACGGAGAUGGUACUACCAAACAUCAUCGGAAAUAUCAAAAUUUUCAAGUGACAUUGCCAGAUGGGACAUCGCGAACAAUGGGCUUAGUUGAGAUGGCUGCAGGUGAUACUGAAGCUGUAAUGGAUGCCUUCAAGGACAGAAUCAACACACUGGCUUCAUCUCUCGCUCAACUUGAGGGUGGUAAUCAAGAAGACAUGUACAAGGAAUUGGUUACAACUGUGAAGUCAACAAUGACUGAUCAAGGGGCUACCAUGCCGCAAUUCAAUGAUAGGUUGAGAGCACUUCGUCAGGACCUCCUUCCUCAAGUUGUCAAACAGUGGAAUCAGCUUCCAGGUGAUGUUCAAGCUUGUGUAAGUGACUUCGGGAAAUUUUUCUGUAAAAUGCAUCCCCUAAUAAACUUCGCUGAAGAAGUGGACAAAGCCCUGAAAGCGUUUGAAGAUAUUACAACAUCAGGAAGGCAUGCACACACAUUGCAAACAUCAGAAUCUGGCGCCACAAGACUCAUCAGGAUAUCGAGUAAGGCCUUUCAUCACCGGGGAUGUGACAAGUCGGGAGUUGAAGAUGUCUUUUCAGCCUUUCUGUCAAACGCUUGUGGGACGAAGAAUCAUCUGGUUGAUUACAUUGGAAAUCGUGCGAACAUUCUUUUUGAAGGUGCCUCCGCCCUUUAUUUCCACGUUCCUCACAUUCAGGAGUUUCUUUCAAUGAUUCAAAAUCGUAACAACCUUCUCCUGGCAAUCGAAGAGGACAUCAAUGAGAAGCUCUUGGUGGCCGAGAUACGAGCACUUGGCAUAUUUUACAUCGCUGCCAUCAAGCCCCUUUGGGAAAGGAUUAUCAGCUCGGGCAACAUUUUCGACACGAAUGAGCCACUCCAUCAACUCCAAACCAAGCUCAUGGUAUGGAAGGAAGACGCAUCCCCUCUCCUGGCAGGUGACAGCCCCUUCAACAUUAGCACAGGAGAUGACAUCUCAAAGAAGCUCCUAGACAGUACUGAUGCUGAAGCAGAGAUGCUGACCACCCAAGCCCUUGAGUUGAUAAGCUGUGCUGUCCUGCUCAUCCUUCAACGCCAGUGCAAAGACCAGCUACCUGGAGGAAAGUAUUGGGACCUGGCUGAUGACGUCAAGGCAGCAUACCACAAUGUCCCAAGCACCAACAUGAUUGGAGAGAGGGAUUUUGCACAACUCGAUCUGCUUGUCCGCAAAAAACCCUCUGCCAGAAUCACCACUCUUGAAGCACUCAUCAUGUGGACCAACAAUAAGAUGCCGGAGUGGCUUGACUCUCUGUCAGAGAAAGAAAGAGGGAAAUAUAUGAAGGCGGCAAGGCAGUGCUCAGACGAUGUUCUUAGGAGAUAUGCCGAACGGAAGAAGGCUAUCAAACAGCAGAAAUGGGAAGCUCUUCAAAAGGCAUCACAAAAGAGGAAGGAUCUUGAGGAAAAGAGAAUGAAGUCGACAGCAGACUUGGUCAAUGAAGUAGUUGAGCUUGGUGGAGUGUGGACUUCAGAGCAGAAGAUAACAGAGAUGGUUGGAGACAUUGAGAGCACAAAAUCAGACGAACAAAUAAGAAGAAUACUGUACACACAGCUGUUAUUCUUACAGAAGGUCCUUAAAUGUCAAGGUCCGUCAAAAGAACAUUUCCAGCUAUCUCAUCAAGGGCAGCCGUUUACAAGAGGAGAGAUGAUGCAACAUUUAGUAGAUGUUGUGAAGCACAACAAUCUACAAACCCAACCACAACCUGACCCAGUAGAAGCCGCUGCAAUUCAGCAAAGGGAAAGCAGUGCUGGAAGCAGCUUCGAGUACACAGCACCUGAAGAUCAAGUUGAAAGCUUUCAAGAGCAGAAAAAUAAGAUGUUCAAAAAAAUAGAAGAGGAAAAGAAGAAGAGAGCAGCAAUUGCAUCAAAACAAUAUCUGGAUGAACUUCUUCUGAACCCAGAGUUACUUGUAGGCAAGAGGAUCGAACACGUCUUCCUAAUUGAACAUGUGAAAGUCUGGAUCCAUGGUGUGGUGACUGGUAUUAGUUCUUACAAGACUGAUAACCUGAAGACCCUCUUCUUCAUUGAUUAUGAGGAUGAGGAUGAACUCAAGGAGUACAACCUUCUAUCUGACUUGAAGAAGAAUGAAUUAAUUGUGAAAGAUUGAUUUCUGCUCAAGCGAUUAAUAAAGUUUGAAAAGAGAAUUCAAAACUGAGCAGUAUUAGGUUGAGCAAGAAGGAAUUGUUUAAUAUUCAUUUCUGAUCAACUGAUUAGUAACAUUUGAAAGCAGUUAAUCUGAAAAUUCGAAGCUGAGCAGAACAAGAAGGAAUGAAUUGUUUAAUAUUAUUUUCUGAUCAAGUGAUUAGUAACAUUUGAGUCAAUCUCACAAGUCAAAGCUGAGCAGUGUUAACUUUAACUAGAACAAAUUAAUUUUAAUUUGGUGCAAAUUGAAAAUUGAAGUAUACCCGAGAAGUUGUGACGGAACCAAAACAAAUUAUCAUGCAAAGAAGAUGUAACAAAACAAAAAUAAUUACAAAGAAAAUGCAAUGGAACCAACCUUUAAAGAAAAGAAUAGCAAAUAAAUAAGAACAAAUUCAAACAUUAAAUAUAUUAGUCUUUAUUGUAUGUACUUAUAUGUUUGGAAACUUGUAUGGUAUGAAAGUUGGAAGUCUCUGUUAAUUGUUAUUGUGUGUGUAUUUGUCCGUAUGUGGUUAUGUUUGUAAGUGAGUGUGUGAGCAUUCAUGUUUGGCGGUGUGCAUAAAGCUGUACAUGUGUUUGUUUUUCUUUAUUUGAAAACAAGGAUUACAUUUCUGUAUAAAUUUGAAAAACCUUGAAUUAAAAUAUAUUGUAUCUUGCAAAGAUAAGUACACAAUAAUGUGAGAAAAAAAAUGUCUGAUUCCUUAAAUUUAAGGGAUAUCAUAGUUUUUUCAUUUUAUUGAAUAAAUUCGCAUAAAUUUGCAUAUUUAAUUAUUACUCACUAAUGUCAAGAAAUAUGAAUUACAAAUUCCUGUAUCUUGCAAAGAUAUGCAUAACAUUUGUGAAAACUAGAUUUCUGACUCUUUUAAUUCAAGGGAUAUCACCAUUUCCCAUAUAAUUGAAUAAAUUUGCAUAAAUUUGCAUAAAUUUGCAUAUUUAAUUAUUACACACUAAUGUCAAGAAAUAUGAAUUACAAAUUCCUGUAUCUUGCAAAGAUAUGCAUAACAUUUGUGAAAACUAGAUUUCUGACUCA